AUGGCGUUCAAGUUCGGGAGCGGCAAGAAGCCGGGAGGGUUUGGCGGCGGCGGUGGGUCCACCUUUGGUGGCGGUAACAAAUCAUCGUUUGGCGGUGGUGGCGGCGGGUUCGGCGCAAAGGCAGGAGGCUCUGGCUUUGGUGGUGCCGCGGCAGGUGGCGGCGGCUUUGGUGGAGGCGCCCGCAGUGGCUUUGGCGCCGGAGGCGCGGGAUUCGGAGGCGGCGCAAAGUCCGCCACUGGCGGCUUUGGCGCAGGCGCUGCUGCAGGCGGUGCUGCCGGUGGAAACAGGUUCGGAGGCGGUGGAGGUGGCGCCUUUGGCGGCGGAGGUGGCGGGAGUACCUUUGGCGGUGGCGCUGGCGGGAGCAAGUUUGGCGCCGGCGCCGGUGCCGGGAACAAGUUUGGCGCCGGUGCCGGUGCCGGUGGCUUUGGCGGGAACAAGGCCGGCGGCUUUGGAGCCGGGGCAGGGGGAAACCGGUUUGGCGGUGGUGCCGCAGCUAGCGGUGGGGGCUUUGGCGCCUCUGGUGGGAGUGGAUUCGGGGCUGGCUCCAACGGCGCCGCGGCUGCCGGCGAGACGGUCAAGUACUCCAUGACUCGGCAUCCGGAGGAGCGCAACCAGAAGCUGGUCGACAUCGCCGCCAUGCCCACAUACCGGGGCCAGUCAGCGCUCGAGCUGAGGGCCGCCAAGUACGGGUUUGCAACCGGUGGGGCUGGAAACACCGGCGCCGCUGCAGGGUUUGGCGCAGGCGCGGCGGCUGGCGGCGGCUUUGGGGCCAACAAGGCCGCCGGCGGUGGCUUUGGGGCCAACAAGGCUACCGGUGGCGGAUUUGGCGGCGGCGGCGGCUUUGGGGCCAACAAGGCUGCAGGCGGCGGCUUUGGGGCCAACAAGGCUGCAGGCGGCGGCUUUGGCGGCAACAGCGGCGGCUUUGGGGCCAACAAGGCUGCAGGCGGCGGUUUUGGCGGCAACAGCAGCGGCUUUGGGGCCAACAAGGCUGCAGGCGGCGGUUUUGGCGGCAACAAGGCUGCAGGCGGUGGCUUUGGUGCCAGCAGCGGCGGCUUUGGGGGGAACAAGGCUGCAGGCGGUGGCUUUGGCAGCAACAGUAGCGGCGGCUUCAAGAUGGGUGGUGGCAACAACGCUGGCAGCGGCGGCGGCUUCAAGAUGGGUGGUGGCGGCGGCAACAAUAUGGGCGGCAACAACAACGCCGGCGGUGGUGGUGGCUUCAAGAUGGGCGGCAACAACAACGCUGGCGGCGGUGGUUUCAAGAUGGGCGGCAACAACAAUGCUGGCGGUGGUGGCGGCUUCAAGAUGGGCGGCAACAACAAUGCUGGCGGUGGUGGCGGCUUCAAGAUGGGCGGCAACAACAACGCCGGCGGCGGUGGUGGCUUCAAGAUGGGCGGCAACAACAACGCUGGCGGCGGUGGCUUCAAGAUGGGCGGCAACAACAAUGCUGGUGGUGGUGGUGGCUUCAAGAUGGGCGGCGGCAACGCUGGCGGCGGCGGUGGCUUCAAAAUGGGCGGCGGCAACACUGGCAACAACAACGCUGGUGGCGGCGGCGGCUUCAAGAUGGGCGGCGGUAACUCUGGCAACAACAACGCUGGUGGCGGUGGCGGCUUCAAGAUGGGUGGCGGCGGCAACGGAUCUGGUGGUGUGUUCAACAGCCAAAACCAGGUCGCUCAGGUCCAGGCGCAGGCGCAGGCGCAGAUGACCAAGCUCCAGGCACAGCAAAACCAGAACGCACAGGGCCAGAACGCGCAAGGCCAGGGCCAAGGCCAGGAUGGCGGAGAGCAAAAGCCGGCCGAGGGGCUCGGAGAGGCACGGUCGGCGUACGGACCCGACGUGUUCUCGGUUAUCCAGUCGCUGCCGGCGCUGCCUGCCGCGCAGCCCAAGACACCGGUGGCGCACCGGCACCGCAAGACGCCGCGGUCGGCAGCGCGGAUUCGUCCGCGCGGAUACGCGCCGCCGGCCCAGACAUCGGCGCCAGUCCCGCUGCGGACGCCACGGUCAGCGCGGACCCGGGCAUCGCAGCUGGAAAUCAGCAACUUGCAGGCGGUGCAGACGCCGAUGGGCGGAGUCUCGGGAGCCAGCCGUGACGGCGGCGAGGAGUUCUCGAUGUUCGACAUGUUUGUCUCGCGAGCGCUGGUUGACGAGGAGCGGCGGUCGCGGCGGAGUGCGCGGUCGUCAGCAGCAUCGUCGGCAGCCACGUCGGGCAGAACAACGCCAGCUGUUGCGCACCACCACGAGCUGGCCGACGUCGCGGUGGUUGUCACGCCGCAGCUCGACAGGCUGCGGAUCUCGGGAGAGAUGGAGGUUGCGCCGUCUCCAGCCGCAGAGAAGCGCCAGCCGCUGCAAACGCUGUCGUCGAACCCAAGCCAGGCGGGCAGCAGCGGCAACAAGGCCGGCAGCAGCGCGGCGCAGGCGCGCAAGGCCGACGGCUCGGUCCUCACCAACCUCGUCUCGUCGGUCUCGUCGCUGUUUGGCGCCACGGGCGGCUCGCCACACGGCAGUUCCACAGUGCCGCGGCUCUCUAAGCCCGGCUACUUUACCGAGCCGUCGAUGGCAGAGCUCGCGCGCAUGACCGAGGACCAGCUGCGGGCGGUGCCGAACUUUGUCAUCGGCUGCAAGGGUCUCGGCUCGAUCCGGUUCGCCGGCACCACCGACGUCGUUGGCCUCGACCUCGACUCGCUCGUCGAGUUUGAAAACUCUGCUGUCACCGUGUACCCGGACGGCGUAGUCAAGCACCAGCACGGCGAGAAGCUCAACAAGCCCGCCGAGGUUCGGCUCCACUCAUACCCCAAGUCCAAGGCCAAGUCGCGGAGCAAGAGCCGGACGAGCGCAGGCGUGUCCAGCAAGCGCAUUGCCAAGCAUCGCGAGCGGCUCCGCAAGGCCACUGAGCGCGCCGGUGCCGAGUUUAUCUCCUAUGACGCUGAUGACCGCAAGCCCGAGGGGCUCUGGGUCUUCCGCGUCGACAGCUUUGACUCGUAAACUACAAACGAACAAA
Molecule: messenger RNA, 2995 nt
Organism: Thecamonas trahens ATCC 50062
Lineage: Eukaryota; Apusomonadida; Apusomonadidae
Exons: 3
Coding region: 1-2979 (992 amino acids)
Biological process (GO): protein import into nucleus; RNA export from nucleus; post-transcriptional tethering of RNA polymerase II gene DNA at nuclear periphery
Cellular component (GO): nuclear pore; nuclear pore cytoplasmic filaments
Molecular function (GO): structural constituent of nuclear pore
Source: RefSeq, a predicted model, not a curated record